AUGUCCAAAAACCCUACUCUACCCGUUACAUGUUCUUCCAAGAAACAUCCGGUAUACCGCGGAGUGAGGCGUCGUGGAACCAGUGGAAAAUGGGUUUCCGAAAUCCGUGAGCCCAAAUCACCCAACCGGAUAUGGCUCGGCACAUUCCCAACCCCAGAAAUGGCGGCUGUAGCUUACGAUGUGGCAGCGCUUACACUCAAAGGUGGAGAUGCGCAGCUUAAUUUCCCAGACUCAGCGUCUUCUUUGCCGGUGCCUCUCUCAACCUCCUCUCAUGAUAUCCAGGCGGCUGCCGCCAGUGCUGCCGCUGCAGCUGGGGCAGCCAUGGAUGCACUGGGAAGCUGUCAUGUGACAGCUUCUCCUCCGGCAAUUUGGUUUGCCGAUGAGUUUAUGGAUGAGGAUUUGAUAUUUAAUAUGCCUAGUCUCAUAAACAGCAUGGCUGAAGGGAUGCUCCUUAGCCCUCCUCGGUUUGAUCUCAUAAACGAUGAGUUUGCUUCCGGAAAUGAGUUGGAUCAUAACCUGUGGAAUUAUUCUUGAGUCCAUGUCGUGUUAUUUCAGCUUUGUUUAGUGAAUAUAUAUAUAUGCAAA
Helianthus annuus (common sunflower) is the source of this 585-nucleotide messenger RNA. Its product is annotated as ethylene-responsive transcription factor ERF024. The coding region runs from base 1 to 534 and encodes 177 amino acids. Gene Ontology annotation, biological process: regulation of DNA-templated transcription. The transcript has a single exon. NCBI's taxonomy places the organism in Eukaryota, Viridiplantae, Streptophyta, Magnoliopsida, Asterales, Asteraceae. Gene Ontology annotation, molecular function: DNA binding; DNA-binding transcription factor activity. The record is from RefSeq and is a predicted model, not a curated record.